Closterium sp. Naga37s-1 is the source of this 537-nucleotide messenger RNA. The record is from the annotation of a GenBank genome assembly. Lineage: Eukaryota; Viridiplantae; Streptophyta; Zygnematophyceae; Desmidiales; Closteriaceae.
AUGGGGGCUGCCUACACGGUCUGGGAUUGCUUGGAAGCCGUAAGGAAGUUGGCUUACUUGCUCGUCUUCAGUGACUAUGGGUCUUCAUGCCUAGGAUCGCCCUGUAUCACCCCCCCUCUCGCGCCUACUGUGCCCUGCUGCACACCUCCCGCACCCUGUUGCGCGCCCUGCCGUGCCCUGUUGCUCUCUUUGACGCACCCUGGUGUGCCCGUCACGUGGCUGCUGCACGCCCUGCCACACCCUACUGCCCCCUGCUGUCGCGCCUACUGCGCGCCCGCCGUUGCGCCCUGCCGCACGCCUGCCGUGCGCCCUGUCGCGCCCACAGCGCGCCCACCUGCGCUCACUGCGCGCCUAGCCGCACUCGCCGCACGCCUGCCGUUCCCUGCCGCGCUCUACCGCCACGCGGGUCUCAUGCCCACCGCCUCACCCCGCCGCGCGGCCUUCCGUGCCUUGCCGCGCCCGCCGCACAUCCUGCCGUCUGCCUGCUGCGCCCCCUACCGCGCCCUGUCAUCGCAUAUGAUGCACGCCCUGUUGUAG